Entrophospora sp. SA101 is the source of this 663-nucleotide messenger RNA. The record is from the annotation of a GenBank genome assembly. NCBI's taxonomy places the organism in Eukaryota, Fungi, Glomeromycota, Glomeromycetes, Entrophosporales, Entrophosporaceae.
AUGACAGCACCUCAAAAUCCAAUCGCUAGAGCCAUCUGGGAUGGUGCUUUGCCAAUUAAAUUUUCUCUAGAUAAUAACGAGGCUGAAGCAUUAGGUGUAAAAACCAUUGAACCUUAUUUUAUAGAAGCACCUCGUUGUUCAUACUUCCCAUUAUUAACAAGUGCAAUAAGAAAAUACUUUUGUGAUAUGGCGAUGAAUUUUAUUGUUGACGAUGCAGAAAUAUGGCAUUAUCCAAUCGGACUACUAUUCGAUUUACAUACAGGAUAUAGACCAGAUUCGAAUAGUCCUCCACCAUUACCUUGGUCUGUAACUGUUCAUUUUAAAGACUUUCCUGAUGAUAAACUAAUAAGAGCUCAGGCUAUUGAUGCUACUCAAGAUUUUUUCAUGUCUAUGAUUAAAGAAGCAGAUUUUCUUAGAAAUGGCACAACAAAAAAAGUAAUGAACUUAUCAAAAAACGAUCAAACCCAACUUUGGGAUGGAUUAUGGUCUAUAAUACAAGAAUCAAUCUCCCCUUUAAGCGAAAAUGGUAAUCAACUUACAAAUGUAUUACACCAAAUCCUUCCAGACUUUUUUCCAUCAUCUUCACCACCACCUAUAUCAAAUGAGAGUUCUUUUGCUGCACCUAUUAUUCAUGGUAUAAUCCCACAAUUAGAUAUUCCAAUA